Trypanosoma cruzi is the source of this 1470-nucleotide messenger RNA. RefSeq lists its product as uncharacterized. Lineage: Eukaryota; Euglenozoa; Kinetoplastea; Trypanosomatida; Trypanosomatidae. Bases 1 to 1470 code for a protein of 489 amino acids. The record is from RefSeq and is a predicted model, not a curated record. The transcript has a single exon.
AUGAGUUAUUUAUUGGCCCCUUUUUGCGGCCUGGAAAAGUCGGAGACGAUGGCGGAAUACGAGCUUAUGCCGGAGCCGAUCCAGAAUGCCGACUACAUCCCUCUCCGAUUGAACCCUAGGGAGCGGAAGAUACAACGUCUCAUGCGUGCGGUUAUUAUGGCCUCCCAUUACACAGAUAAGGUUGAUAAUGAAGCCGUACUAAAAAGUAACAAACGAGAUGCCAUUAUAGUGAAGGAGAUUACAAAUUCACUUAGUGGCCUUAUUACCGGCUUGGAUGUUGAGAAGGGGGCGAAGCUUCUUCGUGAAAAGGACUUUUCUCCCUUUGCAAGAGAAAUUCAGUUAGCCGUUGAGGCGUCCCGACGGUACAAAAUGAUGAAUCCUGACUUUCUUCGAACAGAUUACGUAAAAUUUCUUUACAUGGUUCAGGAUGCAGUCCAGAACGAAAAUGUUCGCGAGAUGUUGGGUUUUGUGGUGGCUGAGCAAAUUGUCACUGUUGGAUUCUACUGCCGUGCCUUAGGGUUUGAGUCGAUACUUCAGGAUAAUCGCAUGCCCUUAUGUAUUACUCCUGUGCCUUUUAUUAAAAACAGAAACAAGUUGAACAAGGCCCUGCGGCACAAGGAUGUUACAGUGAAUGGACUUUUAAAGGAAUACAGUAGAGCAUCCGGUCGGACUUUGGAUGAGGUGGAGAUUGCUGUUCGGAGUCUCAACGAUGCCAAUCAUUUUGCCAACGACAAUGUGGAUAGUACAAAUCAAAUGCUUCAUUUACUUAAGGAAUUUUUCUCACCAGAUGCACCAACUGAUUUGACGAACUUGAGUAUCGAGGAGGGCGAAAAUGGAAGUCGAUUGUCUCACAAUCACAGACGGCAGUAUUUUUUUGUCCUCCAAAGCCUUUCACUUUGGAAGAACAUUUGUCGUCGCAUGUUUUCUCUUUGGACGAUUGCAGAGGGAGACAUGUUAAACCCAAACGAGCCAUACGAAUUUCGUUACACAGGUCAAGGUUACCAACGUGUGCAAAAAGCCCCGAACCUCUACCGUGCCAUCAGUGAGGUCGUGCAGCAGACGAAGGAUGAGCUUGGAGAAUGGGUAGGAUCGGAUCGUAUACACCUCGGGGAUGAUCAGGUGCCGAAUGCAUUUCACUUUAUUGAUAAGUAUGCUCAGGUUUCACGGAUUAUCAUUCCCAUACUUCGGACAAUAGCUCACAUUGAUACCCUAGCGGAGAGUUAUGAACACAAUGCAUACAUGAAGGAGGUCUGGGAUGGUUCCAUGAAUGCAAAAAGAGCUAUCUUAAGGGAUUUUUUUAGACACGGAUUUGAUGGUAGUGGAGGAGACAAUAUGGAUGACGCUGGUAGUUGUGUUGAUGGCCGGCUGACAAGUGCAUGGAACUGGUGUAACAACAUUCGAUGGAAACCUUUUUAUCCGCUCUUCCUUCUUGCUGGUUUUAGUUCCUUUGACGGCGAGCUUGGUCUGUAG